Molecule: messenger RNA, 3458 nt
Organism: Erythranthe guttata (spotted monkey flower)
Lineage: Eukaryota; Viridiplantae; Streptophyta; Magnoliopsida; Lamiales; Phrymaceae
Product: zinc ion binding protein
Biological process (GO): intracellular protein transport; endosome organization; vacuole organization
Cellular component (GO): endosome; HOPS complex
Molecular function (GO): protein-macromolecule adaptor activity
Source: RefSeq, a predicted model, not a curated record
AGAUUUAAAUGCAUGUAUAUUAGUAUUUGGGUUUCCUGGGAUCGGUCGGAUUUCCCCACCACGUUGGACACAGCAAACGAUCGAAGUAAACACAGUUGAAUCUUGAAGAAAUUACGAUUUUGUAUAUCCACCGGAAUUGUUCAAUUCAGUUGAGUCGGAUUAUCACGAGUUGCAAUUGGAGAGGAAAACAAUGGAAUCGAGGCGGCAGGUGUUCUCGGUGGACUUGCUGGAGAGGCACGCCGCCAAGGGGCGGGGAGUGAUUACGUGUAUGGCCGCCGGCAAUGACGUCAUUGUGCUGGGAACCAGCAAAGGCUGGGUCAUCCGCCACGAUUUCGGCGUCGGCGAUUCGUUUGAUACUGAUCUGUCUGCGGGUAGAACUGGGGAGCAAUCAAUCCACAGGGUUUUUGUUGAUCCCGGAGGUAGCCACUGUAUUGCUACUGUAGUUGGUGGCGGAAGUUCUGACACAUUUUACACGCACGCAAAGUGGGCUAAGCCUCGAAUAUUGGCCAAAUUGAAAGGUCUUAUUGUGAAUUCCGUUGCCUGGAACAAGCAGCAGAUCACUGAAGCUUCCACCAAAGAAAUUAUUGUUGGUACAGACAAUGGCCAACUUCAUGAAGUUUUUGUCGAUGAAAAGGAUAAGAAGGAAAAGUACAUCAAAUUUUUAUUUGAACUUAGCGAACUUCCAGAAGCUUUCACGGGAUUGCAGAUGGAGACAACAAGCCUAAACAAUGUAAUAAGAUACUAUGUGAUGGCGGUUACUCCUACCCGGCUUUAUUCUUUCACAGGAAUGGGCUCAUUGGAAUCUGUUUUUGUUAGCUACACGGAACGUGCAGUUCACUUCAUGGAGCUUCCUGGUGAUAUCCCGAACAGCGAGCUGCAUUUCUUCAUUAAGCAGAGAAGAGCAACACAUUUCGCAUGGCUAUCUGGAGCAGGAAUAUAUCACGGUGGCCUUAAUUUCGGAGCACAACACAGUUCAGCAAACGGGGAUGAAAACUUUGUGGAGAACAAAGCUCUAUUGGAUUAUGCAAAACUAGGUGAAGGUGUGCUGGUCAAACCUAGCUCGCUGUCAAUGUCUGAAUUCCAUUUUCUUCUUCUGGUUGGGAACAAGGUUAAGGUUGUAAAUCGGAUUAGCGAACAGGUUGUUGAGGAGCUUUAUUUUGAUCAAACACCCGAUUCAGUUUCAAGUGGUGUUCUCGGUUUAUGCAGUGAUGCAUCUGCCGGGCUUUUUUACGCAUACGACCAGAAUUCCAUCUUUCAGGUAUCUGUGAAUGACGAAGGCCGUGACAUGUGGAAAGUGUACUUAGACUUAAAGGUAUAUGCUGCGGCUUUGGCAAAUUGUCGGGAUCCCCUCCAAAGAGAUCAAGUUUAUCUGGUGCAGGCUGAAGAUGCUUUUACCGCAAAAGAUUUUCGCAGAGCAGCUUCGUUUUACGCGAAGAUUAACUUUGCCUUGUCAUUUGAAGAGAUCACGUUAAAGUUUAUUAGCAUCGGGGAACAGGAUGCUUUAAGAACCUUUUUGCUGCGGAAGCUAGAUAGUUUUGCAAAGGAAGACAAAUGCCAAAUAACAAUGAUUUCCACCUGGGCAACUGAACUUUAUCUCGAUAAGAUUAAUCGACUACUUUUGGAGGAUGAUGUUAUGUCUGAUAAUUCGAGUUCAGAAUUUCAAUCAAUCAUCGCAGAAUUUCGUGCCUUUUUGACUGACUGCAAGGAUGUAUUGGACGAGGCUACUACCAUGAAGCUUCUAGAGAGCUAUGGUAGAGUUGAUGAACUGGUAUUCUUUGCUAGUCUUAAAGAGCAACACGAGAUUGUUGUUCACCAUUAUAUUCAGCUAGGAGAAGCAAAGAAAGCAUUGCGAGUUCUGCAGAGACCCAACGUUCCGACAGAACUUCAGUACAAGUUUGCACCAGACUUAAUCAUGCUCGACGCAUACGAAACUGUUGAAUCAUGGAUGACGACAAAAGACCUCAACCCAAGAAAGCUCAUUCCUGCAAUGAUGCGUUAUUCAAGUGAACCGCAUGCAAAGAACGAAACUCAUGAAGUGAUAAAGUAUUUGGAAUACUGCGUUCAUCGUUUGCAGAACGAGGAUCCUGGUGUUCACAAUUUGGUGCUCUCGUUGUACGCCAAGCAGGAGGACGAGAGCACUCUUCUACGUUUCUUGCAAUGCAAGUUCGGUAAAGGUCAGCCAAACGGACCCGAGUUUUUCUACGAUCCGAAAUAUGCAUUGCGUCUUUGUCUCAAGGAAAGACGAAUGCGUGCAUGCGUCCACAUAUACAGUAUGAUGUCCAUGCAUGAAGAAGCAGUUGCUCUUGCUCUACAGGUAGAUCCGGAGCUUGCUAUGGCAGAAGCUGACAAGGUUGAAGAUGACGAGGACUUGAGGAAAAAGCUUUGGCUUAUGGUAGCCAAACAUGUCAUUGAACAAGAGAAGGGAACGAAGAGAGAGAACAUUCGAAAGGCUAUUGCAUUUCUCAAAGAAACAGACGGACUUCUUAAAAUUGAAGAUAUCUUGCCUUUCUUUCCAGAUUUUGCUCUCAUCGAUGAUUUCAAGGAGGCAAUCUGCACAUCUCUCGAGGACUACAACGAGCAAAUCGAAAAACUCAAACAGGAGAUGAAUGAUGCUACGCAUGGUGCUGACAACAUAAGAAACGACAUCAGUGCGCUCGCACAACGAUAUGCUGUCAUUAAGAGAGACGAAGAAUGUGGGGUUUGUCGGAGGAAAAUAUUAAAUGCAGCGGACGAUUAUCGGAUGGCUAGAGUGUAUACUUCAGUCGGAUCUAUGGCUCCUUUUUAUGUAUUCCCGUGUGGACACUCUUUUCACGCGCACUGUCUGAUUGCACACGUGACUAGAUGUACUACUGAAGCUCAAGCGGAGUAUAUAUUGGAUUUGCAUAAGCAGUUGACUUUAUUGGGUAAUGACCCGAGGAAGGAAAGCUUAACAGACGACGAACCAAUAACAAGCAUGACACCUGGCGAUAAGAUUCGAUCGCAGUUGGACGAUGCCAUAGCUAGUGAAUGCCCGUUUUGUGGGGAACUGAUGAUUCGGGAGAUAUCUAUGCCUUUCAUCCUUCUAGAAGAAACAGACGAGAUCGAGUCGUGGGAAAUAAAGCCAUUAAACCUUGGAGCUCAGAAGAGCUUUUCAUUAACCGUUUGAUUAGAUCAUUCGUACAAGGACUGAAGAGUAAUUGUGCAUUUUUUUUAAUGUGUAUUUAUUUAUGUUUGUCUGUGUUUUUUUCCCACUCUGAGGCGUUACUUUUUUGCUACAUUUAUCCAUAGUCGAUUUUUUCGAGUGAAUACACUGGUCGUGUAUAUGAUGUAUUAUGAGAUGCAUUAGUUCGAGUUUUCGAGUGAGGUUUUCUGUGAUCUCCUAGUAUACUGUAUAUUAGAAUUGUAUACAUAAACAAUGUAUUUUGUUUCUUUUUCUGCACUCCUGGAAUUCUACAAGGAUUUAAUGUAUUGUUGGAUGU